Scedosporium apiospermum is the source of this 5022-nucleotide messenger RNA. RefSeq lists its product as uncharacterized. Gene Ontology annotation, cellular component: membrane. The coding region runs from base 1 to 5022 and encodes 1673 amino acids. The record is from RefSeq and is a predicted model, not a curated record. The transcript is spliced from 4 exons. Lineage: Eukaryota; Fungi; Ascomycota; Sordariomycetes; Microascales; Microascaceae.
AUGUCAACAGCUCCUUAUUGGGGCAAGCUUCCCGCCCCCGCUGCCGCCACCAUGCCUCCCUCGAGGCCAAACCGACACUCUGACGACUACGGCAGCCCUAUGGACCAAACCCCAGCCGAUGACAAGCCGCCUCAACGACCGCAACGCUUCUCCGUCCAAACUACAAACACCACAAACACCGAGGCUCCCACCGAAUCUACCUUCAGCCCUUUCGCCUCGCCAACUGCCUCGAGCUUCCUUGGUCAAGGCCUAGCUCCCCGACCCCCAUCCUAUCCCUACCGUAACACCCCGGACUACCCGCCUGAUAUCGCCGACAAGCGCAGCCAUCGUAGAACCCGGACUCGCGAAGACAUCGAACCCCCGGAUCUAGCCUCUCCCACUCCACCUGCAGCACCCGACGUCCCCAGAGCUCCUCCCUUGAGCUAUCGCCAUCCCUACAGCAACGGCGGCACUCCGGAUCCAUACGCUGCAGCGGCAGCAAUGGUUGCUGCCGCCUCGAAAGCAGCGAGAGAGUCUGCGUCGCCCGUGGUGCCUGUGUCCCCCCUGAGCGCCAAUAUGGAAAGUCGGGAAGGAUACUACCCUAGGACCCCUCGCUCUAGCCAACCCGACCACCUUCCCAUGGAAAAUAACCGACGGCCUAUGGAUAGCCCCCAGACUCGCGUCGCCGGCGAGGUACCCAUGCAGCACGUAAGGAAAGGAAGCGUCAAAGAAGUAACCACCGGACGAAGCUUCCCUCUGGAUGCCUCGAGCCAGCCGAGGAGGGCAUCCGCGACCUCGCAGCCCGACCGCCGUAGAAAGUUCGCAAACGACCGAUCACCGCUCCAGAGACUUGAGCUGACCCUAGACAGUAUCUCGAAAGAAGAAAAGCGAGCCAAAGUCGAAGCUGCCGAGCAACGCGCGCGCGAGAGAGCCCGACGCGCUGCCGAGGCCACCAAGCAAUCACCAUCCACCCCACAACAACAGGUGCGAUUCCGAGAAAGAGCUCCCUCUGCUAGCGGGAGCCCACGGGAGAAGCCUGCGGCAAGGCCGACACAGCAUCAGACACCUCGCUCAGUAGAGCCACCCGUCGCCGUUCAUAGGGGUCCUCUUACGCAAAACCCGCCAGGCGAUGCUCGGCCUCAUCAAGGCCCCGACCCUGACCGAUCAGUUCCAGUUCCUGUCUCGAUGGAACCUGCUCCGCCGGUGGUUGAUGCAGCCAGCCCGCCAGCAGCAGCAGCCCCUGUGCCACAAAUACUGGAGACUGGCAAUAUGGGCACGCCGAAGCGCAAUUUAAGCUUCCGGGAGCGUGCCGCUCAGCAAGAUCUCAAGCCUCUCAAUGGCCUCCCCCACGACUCACCAGUCACACCGUCUACCGCUCCUCCGCCCUCGAAUGGAGGCUUCUCUCUCACCCGAAGUGGCAGUAACAAACUAAAGAAAGAUCCUCCUGGCGAUCGGUGGUAUCGCCUUCGCGUAGAAGCCCAGAACGCACUACCACAGAGCUAUGCUCAGUCCCCGGCCCACCUGACUGUGACUGCCGCACCUGAGAAUGGGUAUUUCCAAGGCCACAGUCAGGAAGUGGUUCAUACACCGCAGCAGACGCGAGACAUUGAUUCAUAUCCCAGCUUCGCCGCGUCUAGGCAAAUAGCCCCCCCAACAAGGGCCUUUACUGAACCCCCAACCCAGCCGCAGCUGCAUUCGCAAUUGCAACCGCAACCACAGCCGCAACAUCAGCCGCAACCUCAACAACCACAACCGCACCUGCAACCGGGUAUUCGGCGGCAUGAUACGGAGCCUAUCCCGAGGACAACCCAAACAACCGUCACCUUUGAAGAUGAUCCCAGGGUCUCUAAGGGCUACCUAAGCGACGGUGACUCUCGUGCAACUGGCACGGAUCUCCGCCGGGCGGAGUAUACCCCUGGAGAUGGGCUGUAUUUGCCCCCCAAUUUCCUCGAUGAGUGGAAGCAAGCUACUGUCGGGUCCCUCAGCGGCACACUUCUCCAUCUUGCCGAGGACCUGCCCCAGGGCGUUGGUAAAGACAAGACUUGGUGGGAAUCCGAGGGAAGCAAGAGAGGCAUUUCGGCUCGUCCCCGGAAGGCAGAGGCGUUUGAUGGUGAAUAUGCAGAGACCAAUGGUCCCACCAGAUUCAAGCCCCAAUUAUACCUUCAAUGUGGCCCUUUGCUUCGAUACUGCGGUAUUCGCCGUGAGCUAGUAGCAAAAUCGACUCGAAAUCCCACCAUCGUGGAACGGGAGAUUUGGAGAGGCACGAUCAUGAUCGUUACUCGAGAUUCGGAUUCGUCAUACGAUAUUACUCCGACCUUGAGGUUGUUCCUUCAACCCAUUGAACUGCUGCCACCUCCGCCAGUACAAGUAAACGGCGACCUCUCACCAGAGUACGUUGAUCCGAUCGCUGGCCACCCCAAGCUGGGACGCCGCGGAGAGACUCUCUAUGUACGCCCCGUAGAGCACCUUGAGGAAGCCAAAGACCUAUCUUUCAAUGAGACCGAGGAAGGGCUCUAUGAAGCUACGAGAAGCCCACCGGAUGUUCCCCUUCCAAAGGGGGUAACUGACCUUCCCGGCUCCUACGCCAGCCGUCACAAGCGCAUUAAAGUUGAUGGCGAGAAAGUUGCAAAGUACAAGGAUGUUCGAGGCUUCCGCUUACACGCCGAGAGAGGCCAUACCUUCUGGCGUUUUAACGUUGAAGUCGAACUCGCGGAACAACAGCAGCGAGUGGCUUAUCGCAUCAACCGCGGACCAGCCAUGGCAUUCUGGGUACCCGCAAAGGGCCAGCCUAUGAAUAUCAUGUUCCACAGCUGCAACGGGUUUGGUCUCAAUGUUGAAAGGACGGAUGAUUUCAGUGGCCCUGAUCCUCUAUGGCGCGAUGUGCUUAAUACUCACCAGGCACGACCUUUUCACGUCAUGAUUGGAGGAGGCGGCCAGAUCUAUAACGACUCGGUCAUCGACAACUGUAGGGGAUUCCGGCAAUGGUACGAGAUGAGAAAUCCGCUACAAAAGUAUAGCGCCCCGUUCUUGCCCGAGCUUCAAAACGAACUCGAAGAGUUCUAUCUCGGUCAAUACUGCAAGUGGUUUUCCCAGGGCCUGUUUGCGCUCGCUAACUCUCAGAUCCCCAUGGUCAACAUGUUUGAUGACCAUGAGAUCUUCGACGGUUACGGCUCCUACCCUCGUCGUGCCAUGAACUGUCCAGUAUUCGCUGGUCUUGGAGCCGUAGCGUUCAAAUAUUAUAUGCUGUUCCAGCAUCAGAGUGUCAUGGACGAGACAGAUGCCUCAGAACCCUCUUGGAUCUUGGGGACCGCUCCCGGGCCGUAUAUCAAGGAAUUGAGCCGCAGUCUGUUUAUGGAGCUCGGUUCUGAGAUCUCGCUGCUCGCCGUCGACUGUCGGACAGAACGGACAGAGCUUGAUGUUAUUACAGAGGAAACAUUGAAACAAAUCAUGAAUCGGUGCUUCGCGGAUGUUAAAUCCGGCUCCACCAAACACCUCCUCGUCGUCCUACCCAUUCCCAUCGCUUACCCGAGGCUUGACUGGCUUGAAAACAUCUUGACCUCGCGUUUGAUGCGCCCAGUCAAGGCUGUGGGCAAGACAGGUGUGCUUGGAUCGAAGCUUAACCAGCUGGAUGCAGGCAGCGAGGUUCUAGACGACCUAAAUGACCACUGGACUGCUAAAAACCACAAGGGCGAACGAAGAGACGUUAUCGAGGAGUUGCAGGACCUGGCCGCAAUCAAGUCUACGCGCAUCACGAUUCUGAGCGGCGACGUCAAUCUAGCAGCGGUCGGACAGUUUUAUUCGCACCCAAGAUUCCGGCUUCCCAAGCAUAAGGACUACCGCUACAUGCCCAACAUUAUCUCAUCGCCGAUAGCGAACAGUCCGCCUUCGAAUCUGAUCGUCGACAUGGUCAACAAGAGAAACAAAGUACAUCACUUUGACAAGUACACCGAAGAAGACAUGAUCCCGAUGUUCCCUACGGGAGUUGAAGGGAAGCCACGCAAUAAUAAGCGCCUUCUUCCACAUCGCAACUGGUGCUCAAUUAGAGUAUGGGCACCAGGUAAUACCCCGCCGCCAUCAGUCGCCCCUUCGGUGCGCGAGAGAAGCAUCACGCCUCCCCCCAGCAGCGGUAGUGGUGGGAUCUUCCGGCGCCUCUCUAGGCGCAAAAAUUCGACACGCAGAGCCGAGGGACCCCACGAUUCGCGGCCUCCGGUCUCUGGCUCAGGCGGGCUCUUCCGCUCCUUCUCUCGGCGGAAAUCGGUUGACACCGGUCGGCCAGCCCCUUCGUCAGGGAAGCUAGUCCGAUCCCUAUCGGUGAACAGAGCAGAGUUCAGCGCGAGAAAAUUGGUGGGCCUGAGCAAACCCCAGGGCUCGUAUCAUGGCAGUAACCAUCAAGUUCACGAAUCUGACGACAGGGCCGGCGACUAUGAGCCGUACGGUGAUGUCUACGAUCCACGGCCCGCACCAGAGGCCGGCCCAGGCUGGACGAGCAGGCUCCGUGGGGGUGGCGAACCAGAGUAUGAGCAAGGCGACGAAGCGGCCUUCACAGCACGACCUGUGCGGCCCGCUCAACCACUCCCACUGGACAGCAGUGCCGAUGAUUUCGUUCCUAAGCCGUUCCACCGCACACCUACUGGCCUAUCGACGAAGCAGCGCAAGCACGCAGAUGACCUUGCCGUCGACCUUGAGGGCGGGCUCGAUAUCAGCCUCAACGUCGAGGUCAAUCCCAAAGACCCUGCGGGAAUUACCGUGCCGUACCGCAUUCUUGUGCCGCGGCUCUUCCACGAUGAGGAGGAUGAGAAGAAGCACGACGCCAUGUUGGCGUCGGAACAGCCCACCGGGUUUAAGAGAUUCUUGAGUCUUAAGGGCAAGAAGCCUGCUCCUGAAGUUGUCGAGCAAGUGACUAUGGAGCAACAAUCGCCAUCGUUGGCGCACACACAGUCGCUCCAUAAGAGGACUCCCCCGAAUGGUAGUUAUGGUUAUGAUACCGUCUCCAGUGUUGACCGCUAUGAUAGUCAGGGCGAUAUAAGGAUGGGCGGCAGAUAG